Molecule: messenger RNA, 1781 nt
Organism: Podarcis muralis (Common wall lizard)
Lineage: Eukaryota; Metazoa; Chordata; Lepidosauria; Squamata; Lacertidae
Source: RefSeq, a predicted model, not a curated record
GCUCAGGGCUGGCAGGGGACAUGCAGUCGCCCUCGCAGGCUGCGAAGAUGGAGGAGAAAGCAGAGGAGAAAGCGGAGGAGAAAGCGGAAGAGCCGGAGGAUGCGGCGGACGACGACGACGAAGACGACGACGAAGACGACGAGGAUUACGGGGAAGAGGAUGACGACGACGAGGACGACGACGAAGAAGGAGGAGGAGGCACCAGGGGGGCUCGGCGGAGGCGCCGCAAGUCAAUCCGUCCUGACUCCGGAUUCAAACUCGAUUCCGCCGUGUCUGGCUCCGAAGCGGGGCUUGAAACCGAAGCGGGAAGCGGGGAACAAUCCGAGCAGGAUGGCAAGAGUCCCGCCCUGAUGGGCCCUUACUUUUUAGCCUGGACUCCCGAAGAGGUGGCCGAGUGGAUCGAAGCGCUGGGAUUCCCCCAGUACAAGGAGUGUUUUACUGCAAACUUUAUCUCUGGGCGCAAACUCAUCCAUGUAAAUUGUUGUAAUCUACCACAGAUUGGGAUAACUGACUUUGAGCAUAUGAAGGAAAUUUCACGACAUAUGCGAGAAUUGCUGGAAAUAGAGGAGCCCCCCUUUGUCAGAAGCAUCUCUCUCCCCCGCAGAGAUAAUAUGGGUUUGUUUCUGGAGCAGAAAUCGCGGACUGGAAAACGAAGUGAUGCCCUUACCUAUUCUCAGUUUAUCAAAGACUCAGGAUUACGUGACUAUGAGCCAGCACCACCACAGGAUGAAAGUUCAUGGCAUGAAAGUUCACAAUAUAAAAGUUUACGGCGGAGUAGCUCACGGCGGAGUAGCUCGCGGCAGACUAGUUCGCGGCGGACUAGUUCACAGCAGGCUAGCUCACAUCAAGCUAGUUUGCAGCAAGCUAGCUCACAGGAAAUGAGCUCACAACAUGGGCUGCUAAGAGAAAACAAGACAAAAGAACAAAGAACAGAAUAUACUGCACAGCUUGGAAGCUGCCUUCUCUUGGUCAGUCCACAACAGAGAUGGCAUUAAAUGCAUUUGAUGGGUUGUAUUCAACAUAGCGCUAAGGUGAACAUUCCAUCAACGCAAGGAUUUCUCCCUGUGCAACAAAACAUACCCCCCACUUUCUCCAUGCAUCCCCUAAAUCUGUGCUGGAGGUUUUCCCAACCCUCGUGAGCAGAUGCAUGGGGCAUGUGCAGAGAGAGGAACGGAAAUCCUAUUGUGCUAGUACAAGUAUUUAGUUGAAUGUCACCUUAAUGUUUCUUCCCUUUUAGCAAUAACAGUCAGUAGAAGCUUACCUCUUUAAGCCAAUAACAGUCUGGAUGGGGAUUUUCAGCAGAACUGAAGCAUGGGGAAAGGUAGCAUCCAUUCUUGCACACCAGAGUCCCAUGCCAGUGCUGCAUAUACUUAGUGGCCAUGGCAAUGGUAUAGCAACCCCUCACACAAUCAGGACUAUACACAGGAUGCGUGACUUUUCAAUGUUAGGAACUCACUACCACGUGGAAACAUUUCCAACAACUUCCACGCAACUGCCUAACUUUAGGUUUAACCCUGUCUCAAGCAGACACUAACCCCAGAUGUUAAACUAUCCAGUUAUAUAAACUCUAUGUCUUCUGGAAGUUUAAACUGAGUAGGGUUUGGAGAACAAGAAAAUGGGGGGUUGGGUCAUCAGGACUGAAGAACAUAGGGUUCUUUUACUUGGAAAGCGUGUUUCUAAUUCAGUAUCAUGCAUAGAUGAAGCUCCAUCCACUUUUUAAAAUGCUCAGUAGGUCAAGAGUAAAUUUCCAGUUUGUCAUACUUACUUAUUACAUUGCAGGG